UUUCACACACACUCUAUCUUUCGCAAUGCCGUCGGCGGACACAGACACUAAGCCUAGUUGGGCCGAUCAAGUGGAAGAAGAAGUUCCUGGAGAAGACGAUACAUUGCCGCCUUCAACUGAAGAAAUUAACGGAGAUACAAAGAUUGUUACAGAUUAUAAACUCAAUGAAGAUGGAAAGAAAGUUAAGUGUGUAAGAACAUUUAAAAUUGAAAAGUUAAAAGCUUCAAGGACAGUCGCAGCCAGAAAGAAUUGGCCUAAAUUUGGUCAGUCUCAGAAUGACAAACCUGGUCCAAAUCCAGCCACGACUGCAAUAGCUGAAGAUGUAUUUAUGGCCUUCAGCACAACUAAAGAAGAAACGUUGAACCAAACUGAAGAAGAUCCAUUAAAAAAACUUGGCCAGCAAAGGAUAGUGCAGUGUCGUGUCUGCAAAGGUGACCAUUGGACUACCAAAUGUCCUUAUAAGGAUACCUUAGAACCGCUACAAAAGGAAGAGGAAGACAAAACUAAAGCUGCCAAGCCAGAACCACCCAAACCAGAUGGAAAGACUGGUAAAUAUGUGCCACCUAGUAUGAGAGAUGGUGCUGGGAGAGGACGUGGAGAAUCUAUGCAGCCACGUAGAGAUGAGGGCGCUACAAUCCGUGUUACCAACCUUUCUGAAGAUACUCGUGAAUCUGAUUUACAAGAAUUAUUCAGACCAUUUGGUACAAUAUCCAGAAUAUACUUGGCUAAAGAUAAAGUCACUGGUCAAUCAAAGGGUUUUGCUUUCAUUAAUUUCCAUCGGCGUGAAGAUGCUGCUCGGGCGAUCCAGGGAGUAUCAGGAUUUGGUUAUGAUCAUCUUAUAUUGAAUGUUGAAUGGGCAAAACCCUCUGGAACGUAGAUUACCUACCGUAAUGCUGAACAUAAUUGUUAUUUUAGUUUAUCGUUAUGUUGUAUCACUUGUAAGUUUAAAGACAAUAAAUAUAUUGAUACAAUUAAAUGUUGUAAA
Molecule: messenger RNA, 985 nt
Organism: Saccoglossus kowalevskii
Lineage: Eukaryota; Metazoa; Hemichordata; Enteropneusta; Harrimaniidae
Product: eukaryotic translation initiation factor 3 subunit G-like
Cellular component (GO): eukaryotic translation initiation factor 3 complex; cytoplasm
Molecular function (GO): translation initiation factor activity; RNA binding
Source: RefSeq, a predicted model, not a curated record